AUGUCUGAAACCAGCAUUAACCAUGAUGAAGUGGAUAUUGUGAUUGGUGCCCUUCAGUUAGAUCUUACAUCAUUCAUGGAAGAGUGGAGACCAGUGUUCUCCCAAUUCCAUCUAAUAAUCGUCCAAGAUCCUGACCUAAAAGGAAAACUUGAGAUACCAGCAGGAUUUAACUUUGAUCUCUAUACCAAGUCUGAUAUAGAUGGUGUUCUGGGCUCGUCAUCAAAUGCUAUAUCUUUUUCUGGCUACUCUUGCCGGUACUUUGGCUAUCUUAUGUCCCAAAAGAAAUACAUUAUUGCUAUUGAUGAUGAUUGCAUCCCAGCUAAAGAUAGUACUGGGAAUUUUGUUGAUGCUGUUGCUCAGCAUAUGACCAACCUUUCAACCCCAGCUACACCUUUUUUCUUCAAUACACUCUACGACCCUUUCUGCGAGGGGGCUGAUUUUGUUCGUGGCUACCCAUUUAGCUUGAGAAGUGGUGUCGAUUGUGGUCUGUCAUGUGGGCUGUGGCUGAAUUUAGCCGAUCUUGAUGCGCCUACACAGGCCCUCAAGCCGGAGCUAAGAAACAAUAGGUAUGUUGAUACUGUACUUACAGUACCAGCAAGGACCAUGAUGCCUGUGAGUGGGAUCAACAUAGGUUUCAACCGUGAGUUGGUGGGGCCUGCUUUACUACCGGCUUUUAGGCUGGCAAAGGAAGGAAACCUAAGGUGGGAAACAGUGGAAGACAUAUGGACAGGGAUGUGUGUUAAGGUUGUCUGUGAUCAUCUGAGGCUUGGUGUGAAGAGUGGGCUUCCAUACGUGUGGCGAAAGGAAAGAGGCAAUGCGAUUGAGAGUCUGAAGAAAGAGUGGGAAGGGGUCAAGUUGAUGGAGGACGUCGUUCCUUUCUUUCAAUCAUUGAGGUUGUCUACAUCGGCAGCUACUGCAGAGGAUUGUGUCUCUGAGAUUGCUGCAGCAGUGAAAGUGCAACUGGCACCGGCAAAUCCUAUUUUUGCUCGUGCUGCUGAAAAUAUGGUAGAGUUGGUCAAGCUUUGGAAGCGAGCACGAACUCAGUAA
Messenger RNA from Fraxinus pennsylvanica, 1047 nucleotides. The record is from the annotation of a GenBank genome assembly. Lineage: Eukaryota; Viridiplantae; Streptophyta; Magnoliopsida; Lamiales; Oleaceae.